Messenger RNA from Drosophila eugracilis, 2019 nucleotides. Its product is annotated as trypsin epsilon-like. The record is from RefSeq and is a predicted model, not a curated record. The transcript has 7 exons. Gene Ontology annotation, biological process: proteolysis. The coding region runs from base 537 to 1829 and encodes 430 amino acids. NCBI's taxonomy places the organism in Eukaryota, Metazoa, Arthropoda, Insecta, Diptera, Drosophilidae. Gene Ontology annotation, molecular function: serine-type endopeptidase activity.
ACAUGCGGACAUAUUUUUUUUUUAUAAUUAAUUAUAAUCAAUUAAGUUUAUUCAGUUUCCAAUGUUAUGGUUACACAGGUUUGGUUUUAUUUUCUCUCUUGUUCUCUGGCCUCUCUUCAUUUUCUUCUCUCUCUAUCCUCGCGAACCGAUAACUUGAGAGCACAUGAGAUUGUUCUUUAUAUAUGUAUGAAAGAUAAUUGAAUGUUAUCUUCUUUUAUUUAAUAAUAGUUAUAAUAGAUAUGGUUAUGGCUUGACAACUAAUUUGGCGCGAUUUUAAAACAGAUUCACGACUUGACCUCUUCUACUUCUUAGUGCUGGACAUUCUCAACGGGCUCUUCGUUACACGACUCUAUACGAUAUUAGUAGGGCUGCCAACUGAUGCCCAAACGUCGCCUCACCUACAUAUACAUAUACAUUUUAUGUAGCUUGUGCCUGAGCGCGAUUACUUUAACUUCUGUUCUCUUCUUCUCUCGUCUUUUAAAUCGAAUCCAUCAAAGCCGGCGACUUAGUCUUUCUGAACUUAUUCGAGGAAGAGGAUGUGUCGCUUGGUUUCUUUAGUUCUUAUCGUUUUGGCUUUCUGCCAUAGAGGAGAUUCCCAGCUUUUGGAAGAUGACUGUUUCGAGCCAUCGAGUUUAGACUUUAGAAUAACUGGCGGUCAAAGGGCAAUUGUGAAUGCUCCGUUUAUGGUAGGCCUGUACAAUGGUACCGAACUUCAAUGCGGCGGAACACUAAUUAACAAGAAAUACGUUCUAACAGCAGCUCACUGCAUCCGUGAUUAUAUUAUAACCGUUCGUUUGGGAUCGAAUUACCGAUUUUGCUCGCCAGUGAUUUGCCCGUACGUGCAGCAUCGUAAUGUCGAAUCUAUACUACAUCCCAGUUUUAAUUCUAAAGAUUCAGCCUACUCUGAUAUUGCUCUGCUAAAACUGGAUAAGGAAGUGACUUUCAAUGCCAAUAUAAAGCCAAUUUGCAUCGUCUUAGAUGAGGACGUAAACUCAGAUGGGGUCAACAAAUUUUUGGCUUACGGCUGGGGCAAUACAAAGCAGCAAAAUUCAACUAGUUAUCUGAAAUUCGUCGAUCUGGAGCGACUGCCUGCAGAGGAUUGCUAUGGAACCCGCAUAGGUCAAAUUUGCGCAGGCAGCCCACUUGGCGACACUUGCUGGGGCGACUCUGGUGGUCCUCUGGUGUCGAAUUUCAAAUACAGAGGAAGACAAUUGUUGGUUCAGUUUGGGAUAAUAAGCUUUGGUAAUGAAGACUGCGAUGGCAAUGGUAUCUAUACGGAUGUAAAUGAGAACAAAAUAUGGAUAGCUAAUACCGUGCUGGAGUCUGAGCCGCGUCUUCUGACUGAGCAAUGCGGCAGUGACUGGGGAAGUAACGUUCUAGUUCGCCUUUGGGAGAUGGCACUAUUUCAGACUAAUUUUUCUGGAGCCCUAAUUACAAACCAAUUUGUACUGACCGUGGCCAGUGCUAUUCCCGCAAAAGUUACCGAAAUAAAAGUGGAAUCUAUUUCCUUGAAAGUCUAUGAUGUAGAAUGGUUCAGAAAGCAUCCCGGUUUCACAGAUUCACCAUCAAUAAGGAACAAUAUUGCUGUGAUAAAGCUGGCUCGAAAGAUGGAACCUUCUUAUCUUUAUAAGCCAAUCUGUUUGGGUAUUAACCUUAGUGCUUCAAAGUUAAGGAGCGUUUACUUGUAUAGUCCCAAUUCUGAAUUUCUGGGCUAUCAAAAUAUCAUUUUAAAGAGGAUCAAUGAUUGCUUCUCUAGAACCAAUAAGCGCGUGGAACGUAAUCAGUUAUGUAUCGAGACGCCCGAUAAAUCAAAAUAUGCAGCCCUAUGAGAAACCUGGUGCUGUCAUUGGCACCAAUCUAGUGUUCAAGGGCGCUGAAAAAUAUCUAAUUGCUGGCCUAAUCAGUCACAUUCAGGAUGGUGUAAUCGUCGUUACAAGCAUUCAAGACAACCUCGAUUGGAUUUUAAAUCAGUUACACUUCUAAAUCAACUGAAAUACUAAAAUAAAAUUGAACUUGCCC